Molecule: messenger RNA, 2031 nt
Organism: Episyrphus balteatus (marmalade hoverfly)
Lineage: Eukaryota; Metazoa; Arthropoda; Insecta; Diptera; Syrphidae
Product: piggyBac transposable element-derived protein 4-like
Exons: 2
Coding region: 1-2031 (676 amino acids)
Source: RefSeq, a predicted model, not a curated record
AUGGAUGCUACAAUGGAUCGUGUUCUGUAUCUCCUGAAUGCAUCUUCCAACCGGGAUUUGACUGCGGCGGAGCAAGAGUUCUUUGAUGAGAAUUACUCCAGGUUCCUAGAUGCAGAAGAGGAGGAAGUUCGACGCAUUGACACUGAGGAGGAUAGUGAUACUGAUAACGAUGGAGAUUUAUCAGAUGCCGAUGAUCCAAACUAUGAACCAGAUACUGCUUUGUUGGAUACACGGGUUUCGCAGGCUGGUUUAGAUAUGGAAGAAGAAGAGGAGGCAGAAAGACAACAGCAAGGAAGCCGGAAUGGACAGGAAGAUGAAGACCCUAUUGCACCAAACAGAGGAAUGCGGUAUGUUGCAAGAAAUGCCAAAUUCGAUGACAUUUGGUGGUCAAUGCCGGACGAAAGCGAAAGACAAAGAACAAUAAGAAAUCGAAAUGAACGAAUGAGACAUGUUCCAAAAUGCACCAACUUGUUUUCGAGAAAGGCUGAGGUUUUCAAGUCCUUAGUUACUCCAAAUAUUGUUGGAAAUAUUGUGCUGGAGACAAACAGAAAGGCAAAGAGAACUUACGAAGAGAAUCGUUUGUCUCUCAACCCAAAGCAAAUGCGUAGAUGGUAUGACACAUUUGAAGAGGAAAUAUAUGCAUAUAUUUUAAUUUUGUUGUAUGCUGGAGCUGAAAAAGCCUAUGGGGUGGAAGCGAAGGAUCUUUUUCAUCCAACAAGUGUACCAUUCUACCACGCCGUUAUGUCUCUGGAACGAUUUGAACAAAUACGACGCUUUAUACGUUUCGAUGACGGAAGAACUAGAGCGUUUCGUCUUCAAACUGACAAAUUAGCUGCAUUUAGGUACGUUUGGGAUUUGUUUCAACAAAAUCUUGUUGAGUUUUACCAACCGUCAAAGGAGCUGACAGUAGAUGAACAGUUGAACGGCUCAAGGGGAAGAUGCCCGUUCAAAAUGUUUAUGCCAAACAAGCCAGGAAAAUAUUGCAUCAAAAUUUUUUGGAUAGUUGACGCCGUAAACAGUUAUCCACUUCGAGGUGAAAUUUAUGUUGGCCAGCAACCAUGCGAUAAUCGGUCCGAUGGCAUAUCUCACCAGCUGGUAAUGCGGUUAGCUGAGAGAUAUUUAGGCAUGAAUUACAACAUAACGACAGAUAAUUAUUUUACAUCGGUACCAUUAGCCUUGGAGCUAAUGAGUAAAAGAACAACCACGAUUGGUACUAUAAAGUCCAAUAAGCCACAAUUGCCAAAGCCAUUUACACCAGUGGAUAAAAUCUUUAAGCAAACUAGGGACAAAUUUUCAAUAAAAUUUUGCUAUUCGAGAUGCUUGCAGUUGUGUAGCUACGCAAGCAAUACAAAAAAAAAUGUACUAAUGCUGUCCACUGCUCAUCAUGAGGAUAAAAUUGAUGAGGUCACAAAAAAACCUGCAGUUAUUAUGGAUUACAACUCAACCAAAGGAGGAGUUGAUACAUUCGACCGUUUGGCAACAGUUUAUACCUGCAAGCGAAAAACUAAUCGUUGGCCUGUUACUCUCUUUUACAACCUUUUGGAUUGUGCAGGAGUUGCAGCGUAUAGAAUGUUUGAUGUCUGUCAGCCUAACUGGUAUUCGAGCAAGAAAAGGUCAGAAAAAAGAAAGAAAUUUUUGAAAGAAUUGGCCUUUGAACUUGCAGAUAACCAUAUCAAAAAUCGAAUAGCUAAGCCAACUCUUCAAAAAAGUGUUAAAACAGCAAUGAGUUUGAUCGGGUAUGAAAUUACAUCUAUAAGUACCUUACCGACAAUCCAACAAAACAAAGCAAAGCAACGUUGUGAUCCCUGCAAGAAAGAAAAAAGGGACAACAAAACUACGGCGGUCUGCGAUCUGUGCUAUGUUGCAGCUUGCAGUAAGCAUUACAUAAGAGUGUGCGAGAAAUGUUUUGUGACCAAAAGUGCAAUUGAUACUACCGAAACCGAAGAAGAUGAAAAUUUUGACGGAGAUUCACUUCCAUCAACUUCAGCCGGUCCACCAGCAAAGCGCCAAAAAAAUAGAAAUACAAAUUAA